GUUUGUUGGAGUAAAAACUAGCAGCAUGAAAGCAUUAAGUCUUUUGUCGGCCAUUAUACUGGUCGGCACCAGUACGUCCCUCGACUGGUGGGAGCAUGGAAAUUUCUACCAAGUUUAUCCACGUUCGUUUAAGGAUUCAGAUGGCGACGGCAUUGGCGAUCUGGACGGCAUCACCCAGAAUCUCGGUUAUCUCAAGGAUAUCGGAAUGGACGGUGUUUGGCUAUCGCCGAUAUUUGCUUCCCCGAUGAAAGACUUCGGAUACGAUAUUUCUAACUUCUACAAAAUACAACCGGAGUACGGCGAUUUGAAUUCGUUCCAGCGAUUGGUGAACAAAGCCAAGAAGCUUGGUUUGCGCUUGAUUCUUGAUUUUGUACCGAACCACACCAGUGAUAAGCACGAGUUCUUCAAUCUUUCGGUACAUCGUGUUGAACCGUACACAAACUACUACAUUUGGCAUCCGGGUCUAGAAGGACCGAACGGGACUCGUGUUCCGCCAUCGAAUUGGAUCAGCGAAUUUCGUGGCUCUGCCUGGGAAUGGAACGACAUCCGCAAAGAAUUCUAUCUGCAUCAGUUUUUGAAGCAACAACCGGAUCUGAAUUAUCGCAACCCAGCAUUAGUGGAGGAAAUGAAGAACGUUCUCCGCUUCUGGUUGGAUCGAGGAAUUGGUGGUUUCCGAAUCGAUGCCAUACCUUAUUUGUUCGAAAGUGCGGAAGUGAACGGUCGCUACCGCGAUGAACCCCUGAGCAGAGCUACCGAUGAUCCAGAAAAUCCUAAAUAUCUCAUCCACAGCGAAACUUUUGAUCAACCGGAAACCUACGACAUGAUCUAUCAAUGGCGUUCCUUGCUUGAUGAAUACAGUGCCCGAGAUAACAACACUCGUAUCAUGAUGACCGAAGCCUACACCAGUCUCCCUAAAAAUAUCGAACUGUUUGGAAACAAAACUGCCAACGGGUCUCACAUACCAUUCAACUUCCAGUUGAUUAGAAACUUGGAUCAGAACAGCUCGGCAGCAGACUUCGCUAAAUACGUAAACAUUUGGUGGAAAGCUCUUCCGGCUGGUCGUCGUUCGAAUUGGCUACUUGGGAAUCACGACAAUGGUCGAAUCGGAUCCCGACUCGGCAAAAACAAAAUCGAUUUGUAUAAUAUAGCAUUGCAAACCCUUCCGGAUAUUGCUGUCACCUACUAUGGUGAAGAGAUCGGUAUGCUGGACCAGUGGAUUUCUUGGGAACAGACUAUUGACCCAUCUGGUUGCCAAACAUCGUCGAAAACCUACACACUGUAUUCUCGCGAUCCAUUUCGAACUCCUAUGCAAUGGAACAGCAGGAAAAACGCCGGAUUCUCCCAAGCUGAUCGAACCUGGCUGCCAGCGGCCGACAACUACAAACGUCUUAACGUAUUCCAGCAAAGCCGUGCUAAGAAGAGUCAUUUGAAGAUUUUUAAGCAACUCACCAAGUUCCGCAAGGGUCCAAUUCUGUCGCAUGGUGAUUUCCAAAUGCACCUGAUCAACAAGCAGCUGGUGGCAUACAAACGAAACCUGGUCGGAGUUGGAUACGUAAUUACAGUGCUCAAUUUUGCUAGAUAUCCCCAGCAUUUGAACUUGACAAGCGCUUUUAAAGGACUUCCUCGACGUAUGAAGGUGGAAAUUUCUUCGUUGCACGUUCGAACUCCAGAUGGUUCUAUGAUCAGCCCCAAUAACUACAGGCUGACAGGAGAGAGUGGAAUUGUCCUUGUGCAUGAAUAUCCGAAGAAAAAACCUGUACGUCGCCAUAUUUAAGCUUUAAACCAAGGCUAGUGUUCCGGAAUCAAAAUGCCUACAUGUAAUUUAAAGCAAAAUAUAAACUAUAACCGCAUUAGAAUAAAAGCAAUUACGAAUGUUACGAUUUUUACUGGCAAUUUAAAGCGUUGAACAUUUAUAGUUAUUGCAA
Sabethes cyaneus is the source of this 1925-nucleotide messenger RNA. Its product is annotated as probable maltase. Bases 26 to 1774 code for a protein of 582 amino acids. Gene Ontology annotation, biological process: carbohydrate metabolic process. The record is from RefSeq and is a predicted model, not a curated record. NCBI's taxonomy places the organism in Eukaryota, Metazoa, Arthropoda, Insecta, Diptera, Culicidae. The transcript has 3 exons.